Molecule: messenger RNA, 1002 nt
Organism: Stereum hirsutum FP-91666 SS1
Lineage: Eukaryota; Fungi; Basidiomycota; Agaricomycetes; Russulales; Stereaceae
Exons: 3
Coding region: 1-1002 (333 amino acids)
Biological process (GO): RNA processing
Molecular function (GO): ribonuclease III activity
Source: RefSeq, a predicted model, not a curated record
AUGCCUGGCAAGUCGGCCGACGCUCAGACGGAAGCUCGUGCUAACCUCCAGAAGAAGAUAACUGCCCUCAUUGGCACGUAUCAGCUCCCUCUACCUAGUCAAUACCUCGAGGUCCGGGAAGUAAACGACAUCACAUUGGUGAACAGAAUCUCCCAUGCGUUCAAGGGCGAUUCCUGGAUGUCGUGGUUCAUCACAAAUGAGCUCUGGAGAUUGUACCCGAACGAAUCUAGCGAACUGUACUCGCACAUACGUGGAGUUCUAGUGUCUAAUAAGACUUUCGCUGCUAUCAUGCGCGUGUACGGUGUUGAGGACUCCAACGGGAAAAGUUCGGCGGACGCGUUCGAGAUGUUUGUCUCACUGCUGGUUGAGAAGAGUGGCGAAGAUGGCUUGAAAGAGUGGGCUGGACCAACGUUUCUGCCUUUGAUGCGAGCCGCUUAUGGUGAAUGCGGGACAUUGAGACAGAAGCAGGAAGAUAUCCGAACGAGACUGUCACAAGGCUCGGCGACGUCGGUGGCGAUAGAAAAGUUGGAGAUUAUGCUUGGAUGCUCAACAUGUAGCAUCAAUGGCUUAGAGGUCAUGGACGAUACGGAAGAGCAGAACGGUACGAAAGCAAAGACUGUGACGAAGGUGAAGAAAAGCACGAAAAAGAAGCCUCGUAAAUCAAGGUCAAGGCCGAAGGCGAAGCAGAACGAAGAGAAGGUGGCUAAGGCUGCGAAGGCUGCGAGGAAAGCUUCAAAGGUGAAGAAGAACCAGGAGAAGGCGGCGAAGGCUACCAAGAGAGCUUCAACGACGAAGAAGAACCAGGAGAAGGCGGCGAAAGCAGCGAAGGCUACCAAGAGAGCUCCAAAGACGAAGAAGAACCAGGAGAAGGCGGCGAAGGCUGUGAAGGCUACCAAGAGAGCUUCAAAGACAAAAAAGAAAGCGAAGAAGGCGAAGCAGAAGUCGACUCGUGCGUCUGUUCUCCUCUCCACCCUCUUGUUCUCUGUCAAUAUCCGUUGCUAA